UUUUAUAGCUUUUUAUAUAUGAAUUGUGUUUUUCAAACAAACACAUGUUCUCAGCAGCAACCUAAAAACAUGCAAUCUAGUUAUCUAGUUAACAUCAAAUACGAAAGUCGAAGGGACUAAAACAACAAAUAAACACAAGGUGAAGUCUAAACCUCUACAUAUAUCGUCAUGUCACAACUAACUAAAGGCAAACUACACUCUCAAUAUCUCAUGACCACAUCCGAAGAAACCACCCACCGCCAGCCCUUCCACAAGUUUUUUGACUGUUGGCUCCGGGAGCUAAAUACCAACCUUGAACAGCUCGUCUCCGCCGCCAACCUCCAUCAUGAUGAUAAUCAUCAUCAUAUCGAAGACGACUCAGGUUCAUUCUCGCUGAUAGAUAAAACUAUAGGACACUACGUGGAGUACUACAAAGCCAAAUCAAACGGCGCAAAAGAAGACGUGCUUUCGAUGUUUAUGGCACCAUGGUUAACAACGCUCGAGGAUUCCUUUCUGUGGAUCGGUGGAUGGCGGCCGACGACGGCAGUCCACCUGCUGUACUCCAAGUCAGGGAUCCAGCUUGAGGCCAGACUCGCAGAACUAGUUCCUGAAUUAAACUGCAUGGAUUUAGGAGACUUGAAUUCGAAUCAGAUGAAAGGAAUCGAUGAAUUACAGAAGAAAAUCAUCCGUGAAGAAAGAGUCAUAUCUGAGAAAAUGGCAAGUGUUCAGGAGUCAGCGGCAGAUACCCCCAUGGUGGAUCUAUCAAACAUGGAAUCAGAGAUGAUAAGAAAUAACGAAGACGAUGGGAGGAAGGAUAGUGAUGAAAAAGUGGAAUCGGAGCUGGAGCGAAAGAAUGAUAAAUUGGUAGAGAUGUUACGCAUGGCAGAUGGUCUGAGAAUGGAGACUUUGAAGUCUGUGGUGGAGAUACUGACGCCGUUACAAGCGGUGUACUUUCUAAUCGCUGCUGCGGAGCUCCACCUCCGGUUACACGAGUGGGGCCAGAAGAAGGACGCGACUUAA
Messenger RNA from Lactuca sativa (garden lettuce), 999 nucleotides. RefSeq names its product protein DOG1-like 3. Gene Ontology annotation, biological process: DNA-templated transcription. The record is from RefSeq and is a predicted model, not a curated record. NCBI's taxonomy places the organism in Eukaryota, Viridiplantae, Streptophyta, Magnoliopsida, Asterales, Asteraceae. Gene Ontology annotation, molecular function: sequence-specific DNA binding.